Molecule: messenger RNA, 4189 nt
Organism: Anolis carolinensis (green anole)
Lineage: Eukaryota; Metazoa; Chordata; Lepidosauria; Squamata; Anolidae
Product: serum paraoxonase/arylesterase 2
Exons: 9
Coding region: 199-1299 (366 amino acids)
Biological process (GO): response to toxic substance
Cellular component (GO): extracellular region
Molecular function (GO): arylesterase activity
Source: RefSeq, a predicted model, not a curated record
ACCCUCCUCCCUCCACUCCCGGUUGGUCUGCAGCUUCGGAGGCGCAAAAGUGAGGCCGGGGUCUCUAACUUUGCAAAGGAACGAAGGCGGGGCUUUCCCACGAGUGGGAGGCACUUCGAAGUCUGCUUUCGCCUCCCUUUCGGGACUCAAAAGAAGCGCCGUUUGCUCUCGCUUCGUUUGCAGAGGCUUUGAGCCACGAUGAAGACGCUCCUGGUGCUGGCGAUGGUCGGCCUCCUGGCCGCUCUGCUCGGGGAACGCUACAUGGCCCUCCGACAAAGAGCUUGUGGUUCACGAGAACUGAAACCAAAGCGGCUCCCAAAUUGCCAUCUUAUUAAAGGAAUUGAGAAUGGUGCUGAAGAUAUUGAAAUACUUCCCAAUGGCCUCGCUUUCAUUAGUGCAGGCUUAAAAUUCCCUGGGUUGAAAAGCUUUGCCCCCGAUAAAAGGGGGGAGCUAUUACUAAUGGACUUAAAUGAAGAAAAUCCCCGACCAAUUGAGCUACGAAUCAGCCGUGGCUUUGAUCUGGCAUCUUUAAAUCCUCAUGGGAUCAGCGUAUACAUUGAUAAAGAUGAUACAGUGUACCUUUUUGUCGUAAAUCAUCCACACUACAAGGCAACGGUGGAGAUUUUUAGAUUUGUUGAGGAUGACAAUUCUCUGGUGCAUCUUAAAACUAUCACACAUGAUCUCCUGCCAAGUGUGAAUGAUAUUGUGGCCCUGAGCCCUGAUAGUUUCUAUGCUGCCAAUGACUAUUACUUCCGUGAACAAAUUUUAAAGUUUUUGGAGAUGUUCCUGGGUUUGAACUGGGCAAAUGUUGUUUACUACAGUCCAAAAGAAGUUAAAGAAGUGGCAGGAGGAUUUUACUUUGCUGGUGGCAUUGGCAUUUCACCUGACGGAAAGCAUGUCUACGUUUCUGAUUCAAUGAGCCAUAGCAUUCAUGUCUUUGAAAAACAUGCCAAUUUCAGUUUGUCUCCUUUGAAGACGUUGCAGUUGGACAGUAUAGUUGAUAACAUAUCAAUUGAUCCUUACACUGAAGACAUUUGGAUAGGAGGCCAUCCCAAUGGCAUGAAGUUGAUCUUCUAUGAUCCAGAGAACCCUCCUGGUUCAGAGGUAAUUCGUAUUCAGAACAUUCUGUCUGAGAAGCCCACUGUCACCCAAGUGUAUGUUGACGAUGGUUCGAUAAUUCAAGGAAGUUCCUGUGCUGCAGUAUAUGAUGGGCAUUUGUUCAUUGGCACUGUAUUUCACAGACUUCUCCAUUGUCACCUGGACUCUAGCAGCGGAAAAGGUCAAAAUAAUCAGAACUGAGCUUGUCCUGUCCAGCUCUGAAAUGCCUAACUUCAUUCCAAAUAGAAUAACAGGAGUUGUUCCUGCCCUUUUUCACAUACUCCUUCCAGAGAGGGAGAAUCUUUAUGGUCCUGACAAGAAGAAUUUGUAUUUUUUUAAAAACACACACACAUAAGAACAGUGAAAUUGGAAGAAAGGUUGGAGAUUUACAGUUUUCUAACAUUCAUUAAAAAAAGCAAAACCUGUGUUGCUUUUUCUUUUUGGGGAGGUGGGAAAAGAAAAAGCAGUUGUGGCCUAGGUAUGAUGUAAAUCUUGAUCACCUUUAUGAUUCAUUGAUGCUCAGAAUUGUCUGCAGAAUUGUCUGGCCAUCUGUCGGGGGGCUUUGAAUGCGAUUUCCUGCUUCUUAGCGGGGGGUUGGACUGGAUGGCCCAUGAGGUCUCUUCCAACUCUACUAUUCUAUGAUUCUAUGAUUAUGCAUUUUUACUACAUGUUCUUUUAAAAACUGUAUAAACUGAGAACAUUUGUCUUCCAAUGUAUUCAGUACUACUCUUGCCUUCUUUUCCUUCAUUUUCUAAUGUUUGAUGUCUUAAAGUCUAUAACUUGGAUCCAGAUUCAAUGUUAUGUGCCUUCAAGGUGAUUCUGAUGUAUGAUGACCCUAUGAUAGCGUUUUCUUGGCAAGUUUCUUCCAUUGUUGUUCUGUAAGGUGGAGAGAGAGUGGCUUUCCAAAGAUCACCCAAUGGUUUUCCAUGGCCGAGCUGGUGAGAUACAAACCCUGAUCUCAUGUAGUCCCAGGUCAUCUCAGUUCACUACAGGCCAUUUGUUCUCAUAUCCAGAUUUAGCCUUUAUGGAAUUAAGUCUGAUUGAUUGCAGUGGAUCUUCUAGAAUGACUGAAUCUAGAUGCAAACGGCCCUUUGCAUCCAUGGAUUCAACCAUUUGAAAACAUUAAAAAAGAAUUCCCAAAAGCGAACCUUGAUUUUGCCAGUUUAUAUAAUGGGCAUCAUUUUACCAUGCCAUUGGUAUGAUACUUGGGACUUGAGCGGCCAGAUUUUGGUAUCCAUGAAAGAUCCAGGAACCAAACCCCGGCAGUUUAGAUGUACCUUGUCACACAUGGAAUUUAUUUCUUUUUGCUGCACAGAUUUCUAGACAAGGGAUUGUUAUCUAUUCCCAAUUAGGCCUGAAGUGGGUUGACUGAGUUUUUAGAUGCAAAAAUGGUUAACAUGGGUGGCUAAUGACACCUUGGCUUUCUGAUGGUUCAUUGUACUGAAACUUUGUUUCAGGCACAAAACCAUUAAAUAUUGUGUAUAAAAUUGCAUUCCAGCCUUGUAGAUAAUGGAUAUAUGAAUCAUAAAUGAAUUUCAUGUUUAGACUUAUUAAAUACAUAUACGUAUUACAGGUAUGCCAAAAUUUGGAAUCCAAGACACUUCUGAUCCCAAACAUUUGAGAUAAGAAAUUCUCAACCUGUAUCGGUAAUGUUCAUUCAUGUGCUACUGUGUAUUUGAUGCACCACUGCAUCCAUAGGGAUCCUGUGUGUGGAAACGUAUUUAUGCUGUCAUUAGUUGAAUAAAACUCUUCCCCAUUGUAAUUUUUAAAAACUGUCCUUGCACAUGCCACUAACAGGAUGCCAGUCUAUAGUUAUAUUUUUUCAAAAUAUGUAGUUGUAUCAUGUUUGAGACAUCAUACACAAUUGAUGGCAAGCUCCUCACUGUAACAGUCUUAUAGAGCAGUCUGAGAUCACAUUCAAAAGAAAUAUAAAAAGCCUCAGGAAAAUGAUGUACAGUACAUGUAAUUCUUACUCUGCUCAAUACUGUAUAAAUUGGCAAUCUGGCUGUCAUGUCCGUUCGAGAAAGCUGGAUCUUUUCAUGGAGGCUAACUACAUUUGUCAAAGAUUUAGAUCCAGCAAACAAACAAAACCCUAUCUGCCAGUCUCUACUUUUGAGAGCUGUGGCUAAAACUGCUGUUCCUAAGAAACAGCUGAUCUAAAGCAUCUAGGGGCCUUUCCACACAGCCAUAUAACCCAGAAUAUCAAGGCAGAAUAACCCACAAUAUCUGCUUUGAACAGGUAUAUCUGAAUCCACACUGCCAUAUAUCUCAGUUCAAAGCAGAUAAUGUGGGAUUUUAUUCAGCUGUGUGGAAGGGGCCUGAGAGUUUUCACAUUUUUCUCUGAACAGGUCAUGUUGCCCUGAAAUUUAAGCAUUGCAUGGUAACAGGUCAGUGUUGAUGUGCCCUAGUAACCACUAGGUUCUUUAGCAUGAUUCUUAUCAUAAAUGUCUAUGAAGGAUGGCUCUAGAAUUGCUUUGGAGGAUCUAGAGAUCCAAGAGAGGUGUUCUGUCUAGGAAUCUCUAGGUUCUCCAGAAUGACUUCAUGGUCAGCUUUCAGAAAAUACUUAGAUUUCUAGAGAUAACAUCCAUAGUAGACAGAUCCACAAAUGUGGAGGACCAACUGUUAUUAAUCUUAACCCACUGAACCCAAAGUCUUUAACAUCACAAUAAGGACAGAUUCCCAACCCAACAAAGUCCAAAGUUUCUGCCAAGGAGCUGGAACACCCUGGGACUUCAAACUGCUUCUUUUUGCUAACUAAACACACAAAAAAUGAGGAAUUAGAAUAACGUUUCUAGGGCUUGAGGAUUUCCCAGACAUACAGAUACACUCGAGGGAGGUUGGAUCUCCUCCAACAUUUGUCGCCAUUUCCAUCCUGGAAGGAAGAUCUAAUGAACCUGAUGUCUCCUGGGAGACUUUCUCAAUGACUGGGAGAAAAUCACACUGUGAGAAUGGUUCUUUAAUGACAUGAAAUGCAUGCCUGGACUUACAUUCAUUUUUAGAACGUCACAGAUUUAAUGCGGCUGUUUUUCUGUAACAAAUUUUGCAGAUAAUUAAAAUAAGUGCUGAAUAAAACAGAUGGUGGCGUUGAGAA